AUGUUGGAUUGGGAUAAAUGGUUACUUAUAUCGAUUGGUGGAGGACAUGCCACUGGAGUGGAUAAAGUAGCUAAGAAGUUAGAAGAAUCUAUUACUAAGGUGUUUACCAAUGCCUAUGUUACAAUAAUUGAUCUUGAUAAAAUAAUGGAACAAUCUGACUCUAAAAGAACUUAUAGUGAUAAGGAUAUCAAUUUUGAAGAAAUAUUUUCAGGUUUAAAUGGUAUUUCUCAUAAGGGUAUCGAUGUCAUAAUAUUAUGUGGUUGUUAUGCGCUAUAUAAUAAAAUGAUCAAUAAGAGAUCAAAACUAAAAAUAUUUUUAGAUAGUGACAAUGACAAAAGAUUAAUUAAUAUUAUCAAAAGGUCUAAGACUGGGACACCUGAUGAAUUAUCAGUAAUAAUUGCUGAAUAUAUGGACCAUUUACGACCUGAAAUGAUGAAGUAUAUAGAACCCACGCGAGUAUAUGCAGAUAUGAUUAUACCUUAUGAAAAUGAAGCUGUUGGUUCUGAUAUCCUUCUGGAUGGUGUUGUGAAGGCGAUUCAAGAAAUAGACGGCGGUGAUAAUAGAUCAAAGACCGUUCCUGUUUGGAACUAUGAAACUGAGCAAAUGGAUGUCCAGAAAGAAAGGUACUACGAUUUAUCUUAG
Molecule: messenger RNA, 642 nt
Organism: Maudiozyma barnettii
Lineage: Eukaryota; Fungi; Ascomycota; Saccharomycetes; Saccharomycetales; Saccharomycetaceae
Gene: DAS2
Product: putative uridine kinase DAS2
Exons: 1
Coding region: 1-642 (213 amino acids)
Molecular function (GO): kinase activity; ATP binding
Source: RefSeq, a predicted model, not a curated record